CCUUCGGCAUCGCUGACGCGCGCUGCGCUCCCCCCGCCCCUAACCACGCCAUCACGCCCUGCAUGCAGGUGUCGGUGGAGGUGGGUCAGAACAACAAGCAGCUGCAGUGGCCGCGCGGCGUACACGCCGGCGUGCAGUCGCUGGGGCAGCGCAUGCUGGCGACGCGGCCGGAGCAACGGCCCACCGCGGCGCAGGUGGCGGCGGAGGUGGCGGUGCUGCUGCAGCAGGUGCCGCAGUACGCGUAGGCAGAGUGGGCAGAGUGGGCAGGUGGGCCAGCAGGCGCCAACAAGGAACGCGGAGGCCGCAGCGCGCCCGGGCGCGGGCGCGAGCGGCGGAAGGUGCAGGCGGGGGCGGGGAUGCAGGAGUUGAGGUCGGGACAGGAGCGGCAGGAUUCAAGCUGCGCGGAGGGCAGCCGGCCGAACACGAGGGAGGCAGCUGCGGGAGACGUGGGGCAGGCGCACACGGGCAGGACAUGUCGGGGAGUUGCGCGCAUCUCUGCGUCGCUGACGUCGAAAUUGGGAAUUGCUGCAGGGCAGUGGCUUUGCUGGUUGUUGCUGGCGUGCAGUGGGCGGUUGGGUGCACUGCAUAGAGGAGUUGGAAGUGUUGGGCGUACAGGGUACCGGUAGCAGGUGUGAAGGGCCCGCACAUCUGGGUAUGCACACAUUGGGGUCCAUGGGUGCAGCUUGGUGCAGGCGGGCGCAUUAGGGUAAGUACGGCUGUGUCGGGGAUGGCGGUUGUGCACACAUGGCCUAAUGCACUACGGCGCGGCGUGUGAGCGCGUGCGGCCUCGCAGGGCAGUGCGAUUGGCGCCGCCGGCGCCGGGAGGUCCGGCUUUCCUUCCUAGAUGCAUCUAUUUCAUGCAUGGAAAGCACGCACGGUACUUUUCGUCCAAAGUAAUAAUGCAACAAUUGUAUUUGCGCGAGCUGACGGCGCUUGCUCGCGCUUGUUUCAUUUGGUUGUUGCGGGUGCAGGGAGAAUGCCGUGGUUGAGGUCCACGUAGAUUGGGAAUUGGGAAUGAUGACAUGAGGUGCACGAUCCAUGAAGCAGUAGCAGGUUUGCUGGACACGGCGGAUGGAAUGCUUCCAUGGCAAGGCAAGGCGAGGCGCUUAACCCGUGUUGAACCCUAAGUUGGACUGGCAGGAAUUCAUGGAAUUGACUGGGCCGGUGGGCGUGGGGCCUGGGGCACCAAGCCCCCAGAGCGAGGUCCUCAGCAUAGGUUGCAAGCCUGCAAGGGGUGCGCUCAAGAGGGGCCGGCUCUUGGGGGGUGACGCUGCAAUGGUGCGCAUAGGCGCCGGUAUGAGCGCAUGGCGCGCCAGAUUGGGUUCCCGGGCUUUCAUGUGCAUGUGUAUGCGCGUGCGCUUUUCCCGUUAUGUGCGUUGACGUGCCUGCAGUGUGCCAGGUAGCGUUGAGGAGCUACCGGAUGUUGAAGGCCCCGCUGUAGUUUCAAGUACACAAAGUAUUGAUUGUAGGGAAGGUCGGCGCGGCGCGUGCUUGCGCCUGCGCGGAGAUUCUUCACGAAUAUCACGAUAUGUUGACGGGCAUGCUAUGCUGCAAGUAGUGGCCUUACUGUAUGCAUGGCUGUGCCGGGUCAUCCAAGUGGCGCGCGUCCAACUUCAGAGGAGGGCGUGCGAUGGGGGCUUCAUUGGCUGAUUUGGGUUUACGUGGAGAGGGGCAACCCGGAGAUUGUGCCUGGACGGUCGGCAGGCAGCCAUAUUGUGGGCGGUAGCAAGCGGUUUGGCCGGGCGCGCACGUAUGCCAUGACGCAUGAGCGCCUGGAAAGUGGGCUUUACGGGUGCCGAUACUGCAGCUAGGCUUGCCGGUGUUGUGGUCAUGGCCUGCAGUUGGCCAGCCAACCGCCAGCCAAGCACGGGGCAUCACAGGCGUCGCGUCACGUGGCCCAGCCGGUUGCAGCGGGCUAGCUGCAGGCUAGCUCGCUGGCUGGCUGCCCAGCCCUGCCCUGGGUACGAAGCUGUAACGUCACCGCAGUGCGAAUGCAGGGCCACUGGGCCAGAUCACCAGGCGGGAGGGGAGCGGCAAUAGAGCGACGCAAGCAGACAGGAUGGCAUCAUGGCAAUCCGCAAGGGGUGGGGCUGCGCGGACAUGGCGGACCACGCGGGCUGUUGUGCUGUCUGCGGGUCUGAUGUCUGCGGGUGUGCUGUCUGCGGGUCUGCGUGCUGUCUGGGGCCUGCAUGCUGUCCGCGGCACUCCCUGCCUCGGUUUAGUUGGGAUUGGAGUACUACCGCCCCUAGCGCCCUACAUGCAACGUGCUAUACCAUCUGAGUAAGGGACACGGGCAGACACGUAGUAAGGGACACGGGCAGACACGGACAUUCUCACGUGUGCCCCGCCCAAUGGCAAGCUACGGCCUUCCCCUGCUGGUAACAUAAGACAUGCUUUGCUGACAUGGGUCUCACAGCUGGUGCUGCCAUUUCCGGGAGACCCCCAAACUUUGCAAACCGCGAAUGCCACAUCGUGCAGCCUACUGGUCCCGAGAGUGAACCCGGGUUGCCCCCACACUUUGCUUGGCUGACCUCCUGAGUCCCGCGGAGCCACCCCUUGGCUGCAUACACGGCUGCAUAUGCUGCAUGACACCACUGUACCUCCCCGUUUCAUUGCUAUGCAUAUCUGACAGCUGCGAACAACCUCCUACGGUAUGGGCUGGAGGGAGCUUUGUUUGGGCUGUGCGAAGCUGGCAGCCCAGGGCUGCGAGGAGUGGGCUGCGAGGAGUGACCUGACACUGCUGAAGCAUGGUGCAGCGCUAAACGGCAGUGGCGCCAGAACCGGCUGUAUGGGCUGCUGGCCCAACUGAUCUGUACGUGUUGACGUGAUCCCGCCCCCUAAUGCUGCUGCGGGCGGCAGGCGUGGUGUCCUCCGACCGGGUCGCGGGGCGGGCACCCGCACCAUCA
This is a messenger RNA of Chlamydomonas reinhardtii, 2906 nucleotides long. RefSeq lists its product as uncharacterized. The record is from RefSeq and is a predicted model, not a curated record. The transcript has a single exon. NCBI's taxonomy places the organism in Eukaryota, Viridiplantae, Chlorophyta, Chlorophyceae, Chlamydomonadales, Chlamydomonadaceae. The coding region runs from base 63 to 245 and encodes 60 amino acids.